GAAGCUCCCAGCCAACCGGAACCGGAACCAGAACCUGAGCCGAGCUCCAGCAACUGGUCAAGGAUCUCCACGCCCGUGUGUCCAGCCUGGAGGAGGACGUCUACGACUGGGAGAUCAAGAUCCGCAAACAGGAUUUCGAGAUCAACGAACUUACUUUGAAAGUGAACGACACCAAGGGUAAAUUCAUCAAGCCUGUUCUUAGGAAAGUCAACAAGACAGAGAGCAAGCUCAAGAAACUGCAGACAAAGGAGUCCACAGAUUUCCGAGGCAACUUGAAGUCUACCGGACAGAACAAGUACGCUCUCGACGAGGAAGAGAAGCAAAAUGCGCCCGAGAAGAACCCUCACUGGCGGGACGAGCUGAAACCGAAAGAAAAAUCAGAGGCCGAUGCAGAGGAGGGCGCCUCAGAGGAACCCGCGGAAGUAGAAAGUUGAACUCUGACCUCCCACACCCACUAGUUACUCCAUGUCCGGACAAGUUUUCGAGGCACAGAACCCCACGAGCAGACGUGAAGCAUACUCAGACGGGAAACUUUCAAGCUUCUCCAGAAAAUAUUAUAUUUAGACAUCUCUUUGGUGUUGCAUUUUAUGCUCAAUGGAAAAAAAACACAAAAUGUAUUUUUUGAUCACUUGGGGUGUUCUGACCUUACGGUACCCAAGUUAUGGGCAUAAAAUUACUGAAGAAACCUUUUUUUUCAGGUGUAAAGGGGGGGGGGGGUUGCGGACUUUAGAUUGUAUACAGCGGUUUGAGUUCGCCCCCUGUAAAAAAAAUGUACAAGAAAAUUUUGGAAGAGAAGCUUGAAUAUUUACUAUCUGAGUAUGCUUUCAGUGCGAGCCGUACCUUUAGUGAACACUUUUAGAAUGACAUUAUUACAAAAGUGUUUUAAACCAAUUGUCAUUUUAGGAUUUUGAUUUCGUUCUUUUGAGCUUGAUUUUUACUUCCGAAUACCACGAUGAAGAAUAUUACCUUUAGAUAUGUAACGGCAUUAGAUACAAGAGUGAAGAAUUUACUUCAUUGUAACUUAUUGGUUGUACUAAACACUUAAAUGUCGUACAUCGGAAUGCUAAAGAGGCCCUUCUGCGUUACUAUAUCAUUAGUAUCGAGAAGGGAUGGUUUGUCAGAGGAAGGAUGAAGAAAUAUUACAUUUUUGUCUUAUCUGAAAAUAUUGUUUCAGUUCAAAGAGAACUUUGUGGUUGAUCCCAAUUUUUCAUUAAUUAUUUUGUUGUUGUUUCCAUGAUGACGUGGCAACUUAUUUAUUUAUAUUUUUUCACUCUGUUGAAAUAUUGGGGUUUUGUAGUGUCUACCAGAGUCUUCAGAGUCUUGUUACUAAAAUGCCUUCUUUCAGUCAUUUGUACAUUCAUUAUUUCUUUAAAACCAACUGAAAAUAAUUGUCAAUUUUGUGUUGGAGUGAGUGUGCUUACCAAACUUGAGAAUUUACACAUAAACAAAUAUCCCCCCUUUUUUUGUCUCUAAAGUGUUUGAAAUUUUAUUUUUCUCUGCGCUAUCAUAAAUCAUGUCAAUGAUUUGUGUCUUUACCAUCUGGCGAUCUGAAUGUUUCGGGGGUUAUUUGCUUCAAGCCAACAGGUUCUCAAUGCUGUCCUUUCUAUCAUUUAAUCUUGUUUUCCUUACCAGCUUGCGCCCGAGUUCUCCGUGCCUCAAGCACUUCCUACGUUUUGUUCUAUUUAAAAAUGAAUAUCUGUAACAAGACACACAAAAAAAAUGUUUGCUUGUAGACGUAAUUUAGAUCAAUCUUAACCUCCAGCUCCCUUCGGUGCAAACAGUCUUGGCGAAGGUCAUCAGCCGUCUGCGGCGUGAGUCGAGUAGUAUAACAACACCCGAAUAACAAAAACAACCGUUAUGUCUGUGUUAACUCCAUCUCAGCGCAGACAGAAAAAAGUGCUUCAAUAUAUCCAGUAACAAUGCCCUGAAAGAAUGAUAAUGAUAAUAAUACCAUCAACAUGACCAUCUAAGGGAAAGAUCGAGAACAACUAUCAAAUUAAAGAAAAUGGUGCUGAACCAUGCCGCUCGACUGCGCGCUGCGGUAGGCUGUGUGACCCUGGCUGACCCUGGUUGACCUUGUGACCUGUCACCUUGACCUUGUACAGAUGCACUUGUCUCUUCUGUGUGUGCCCAUGUGCGUGUGGCUGUGCGUGCGCGUGUGUGUUGUGUAGCUGAUGUUGCUGUAGAUGCUAGAAGUUCAACGUAGUUGGUAUACAGCCACACGGAGCCCCUCCUCCACACCACCAGGGGAGCCCGUCUUGUACAAAUUGUGGUAGUCCCGUAGAGAACCUUGCCAACAGUUUGUCCUCGACAGUCUCAUAUUAUUAUAACAAAUUCUGAUCUAGGAUGUAGACAAAUAUGAUAAGCCUUCUUUACACUUGAGAUAUGUGUAUACUGGCUUGAUUAUGAACAUGUAAAGGACUGAGUCUGUGAGUAUGUGUUUAUUUGUCUGUUUCCUAAUAGCGCAUAUCCUACCCUUAUAAUAAAUUCUACCAGAUAUGGAGACAAAGUCA
Aplysia californica (California sea hare) is the source of this 2513-nucleotide messenger RNA. Its product is annotated as troponin I. Gene Ontology annotation, cellular component: troponin complex. Gene Ontology annotation, biological process: muscle contraction. NCBI's taxonomy places the organism in Eukaryota, Metazoa, Mollusca, Gastropoda, Aplysiida, Aplysiidae. The record is from RefSeq and is a predicted model, not a curated record.